AUGGUGAACUACGUGUUGCGGAUCACGGCGGAACUGGAGAACCUCAUCGAACUUCAGCCUCAGGGCGGUUGUGACGAUCCCAAAUUCACCUACUACGUCAAGCUGAAAUGUGGAAGUUGUGGAGAGGUUGGGGAUAAAGAGGCAUGUCUUACUGUGGAGGACACUGUCCCUCUUCCAACAGGCAAAGGCACCUGUCAUUUUGUUAGGAAGGGUACUGCUUGCUCAGUUCAGUCAAGAUCUCUUCCUUGGAUUUCAUCACCUCUCGUUAUUUCCAAUUCACUUUCUUUCUUACAUCAAAGUUUGAUGGCCAUUGUGCCUCUUUGUUCAUCUUCUGACGAUUCAACUCUCCCAUCUGCAGCUUUCGCGCGAUUGAUUUUAGAUCCUAGCAAAUCUAUUUGCGACAAAAGUUCAAUGCUUCUCCUUUCCUCCUAG
Oldenlandia corymbosa var. corymbosa is the source of this 432-nucleotide messenger RNA. NCBI's taxonomy places the organism in Eukaryota, Viridiplantae, Streptophyta, Magnoliopsida, Gentianales, Rubiaceae. The record is from the annotation of a GenBank genome assembly.